Molecule: messenger RNA, 2072 nt
Organism: Microtus oregoni (creeping vole)
Lineage: Eukaryota; Metazoa; Chordata; Mammalia; Rodentia; Cricetidae
Product: zinc finger protein 883-like
Exons: 2
Coding region: 56-1870 (604 amino acids)
Biological process (GO): regulation of transcription by RNA polymerase II
Cellular component (GO): nucleus
Molecular function (GO): DNA-binding transcription activator activity, RNA polymerase II-specific; RNA polymerase II cis-regulatory region sequence-specific DNA binding
Source: RefSeq, a predicted model, not a curated record
GGACCUCUCUCAGGAAGAAUGGGAAUGUCUAGACUGUGCUCAGAAGGCAUUGUACAUGGAUGUGAUGUUAGAGAAUUACAACAAUCUACUCUUUGUGGAGAACCAUCACAUAUGUGGUAAAUGUGAGAAGGUCUUGCAUCAAGGCACAAAGCAUUUUAUUCAUGAUCAUGAAAAUAUCCAAGAGAUGUCGUAUAAUUGUAAUGAGCUUUGCAAAGUGAUUCAUGAGCCCCGUCAGUGUAUACCUCAUAACACAAGUAAUACUGCAGAAAAUUACAAGUACAGAUUUAGUAACCACAGAAAUGCCUCUGGUGAAACCUUAAACCUCAACAGACACAAAAAUGGAAAUGCUGGCGAAGAACCUUGCAAAUAUAAAGACUCUGUAAACUGUUUCCAUCUGUGUCCCAUCAUUAGCCAAAAUCAAAGAAUUCACACAGGAAAGAAAAAGCACAAAAAUACCAAGUAUGAUAAAUAUUUUGAUUCCAAACAUAAACUUAAGCUAAAACAAACCAAUAGUGGAAGGAAAUCACACCAAUGCUGGAAAUGUGGAAAAUUAUUCAAGACUCACUCAUCUCUCAUUAGGCAUCAGAGAGCACAUACUGGAGAAAAAACUUAUAAAUGUACAAGAUGCAGUAAAUCCUUCCUGCAUUUUUCACAACUCAAAGUACAUUACAAAAUCCACUAUAGAGGAAAACUCCACAAAUGUUCAGAAUGUGGUAAGUGCUUUUGUCACACAUCAGACUUUGAAAGACAUUACAAGAUCCAUAUUAAAGAGAAACCUUACAAAUGUGAUGAAUGUGACAAAUCCUUUCUGAGUGCCUCCUAUCUUAGAAUACAUCAGAGAAUCCAUACAGGAGAGACUUACAGAUGUAGUGAGUGUGACAGAUGCUUUACCACAAAAGACCGUCUUAGAAGUCAUCAGAGAAUCCACACGGGAGAGAAACCUUACAAAUGUGGUGAAUGUGACAAAUCCUUUUCCCAGAAAGUUCAUCUUAUGUCUCACCAGAGAACUCAUACAGGAGAGAAACCUUACAAAUGUAGUGAAUGUGACAAAUGCUUUACCACAAAAGACCACCUUAGAAUUCAUCAGAGAAUCCACACGGGAGAGAAACCUUACAACUGUAGUGAGUGUGACAAAAGCUUUACAAGUGCCUCAAAUCUUAGAUCGCAUUCAAAAAGACACACAGGUGUGAAACCUUACCAGUGUAAUGCAUGUAACAAAAGCUUUAAAAGUAGCUCAAAUCUAAGAGUUCAUCAGAGAAGACAUACAGGAGAGAAACCUUACAAAUGUAGUGAGUGUGACAAAUCCUUUACAGAGAAAGGGGCAUUUAGAAACCAUCAGAGAAUACACACAGGAGAGAAACCGUACAAAUGUAGUGAAUGUGACAGAUCCUUUACUGAGAAAGGGACGUUUAAAAAUCAUCAGAGAACACACACAGGAGAGAAGCCGUACAAAUGUAAUGAAUGUGACAAAUCCUUUGCCAAAAAAGUGGCAUUUAGCGUUCAUCAGAGAAUACAUACGGGAGAGAAACCUUAUAAAUGUAGCAGAUGUGAAAAAUCUUUUGCUGGGAGAGGCAAUCUUAGAACUCAUCAGAGAAUCCACACCGGAGAGAAACCUUACAAAUGUAGUGAAUGUGACAAAUAUUUUAACACAAAAGACAGUCUUAGAAGUCAUCAGAGAACACACACAGGAGAGAAACCUUACAAGUGUAGUGAAUGUGACAAGUCCUUUACCUGGGACUCAUCUCUUAGGAUUCAUCAGAGAACACACACAGGAGAGAAACCUUACAACUGCGGUGAAUGUGACAAGUCCUUUACCACCAAAGCCAGCCUUAGAACUCAUCAGAGACUACAUACAUUACAGAAACUUUAGAAUCGAAGCAAGUGUGAGAAAUCCUUUUUGGUUGGUACAACUCUUAGAAUAUGUUCUGGAAUAUUUGGUCACACUGUGAAACACAAGUGUUAAUACCAACCUUUGAUCGGGGCAAGAACCCAGAACUAAUUGGCAAGAAUUAGCUAUAGAGAGUAUGAAGCGGUGUGGGAGACUGAUAAAUGCACAGGAAAGAGUAGGGAGU